Messenger RNA from Durusdinium trenchii, 501 nucleotides. The record is from the annotation of a GenBank genome assembly. Lineage: Eukaryota; Dinophyceae; Suessiales; Symbiodiniaceae.
AGCUGUAUCCAGCUUAUGGGGUGAACAUCACCUCCAUCAUGGCUGAUGAGGAGGAGGUCAAGGUCCCCACGGAUCGUGGCGAAGCAUCUCCCAGCAGUAAAAGCGUGGUCAAGGACAUUGACGAGGAGAUCUCCGCCUUGAUCAGCAAGGCCAGGCUACGACUCGAAGGUGUAUCCAAGACCAUGGAAGACAAUGGUGACAAACUGAAGAAGCUCGAGAAGGGCUUCUCCGACCUGAAGCGGCAACAAGCGCACGUGGCACGGGAGCAGCAGCAGGUCAUUGGCUCCCUGCAAAAUGGUCUCACCACUGCCUGAUCGGGGGCGCAGCUUCCUCAGCUCAGUGUGACGAACGUCCGCGUGGCAGUGGAGAGAAUGGUCGGAAUGGAUCAGACGUCACCAAAGUGUUGACGAGACUUUCUCACGAGGCUUCAGGUUUCACAGCAGAAAAGGAGCACUGGCAUUCGACAGUUUAACCGGAGCAUCACAGGUAAUUUGGAGGUAA